ACUUGGAUUGAAUUCAAGGUGUCGUACCGCUCAGAACUUAGGUUAAGAAGUCGGCUUUUUUUUUCGCAAAUCUUGAUGAAGGUUUUGCGAUAAAGCUAAGACCCCUGUGGAGUUUGCUUUUGUAAGCAGCGAAAAAGAGCUGCCCUUGUCGAGGGUUGUUUUCAGGGGAUUAAGAAAUGGAUGAGAAUAUGAAGCAACUCCAGCAAAGCUUGAUUGAGCUUGAAACUGAAGCUGAACAUUUACUAUUAGCCAGGCACCAGCUGGUUGAAAAUGAUAAAGUGAGAAAUGGGAACAGGGAAGCACUUACUGCACUGAGGAAGAGGGCUCGGACAACAAAAACUAGUGUCCCAUCUCCCUUUGAGUCGAUGAUGAAGAAUAUUGGGAACCCUGCAUCAAGACCUUUGGUAAAAGAGGUUUGUGCUACUUGUGGCAAUCAUGACUCAAAUGAGCAGACAUGGAUGAUGUUCCCAGGAACUGAUGUUUUUGCCAAGAUACCAUUUCAUGCUGCUCACAGUAUUUUGGAGACAGAUCAAGCACGGCUGGACCAUGAAGCUCAGAAACUUCAAAGCUAUGUUAAGGAGAAAUCCUUUUUUAUAUCAGAAAAAGGUGUCCUCGCUGACAAGAUCAGUCCUGGUGUGCUUAGAUCCUUAGUAGCGUUAAAAGAUAAACCAUGAUUUGUUAGAUAUGCCUGAUGUGAGGAAGCAAUCAAACAAAUAGGAAAGUACUUCUAUCGAUGUGAACAUUGCACUUUUCAGAGGGGAUGGCAAUGAAGUUGGUUUGGAUCGUCUUUGAGCAGAAAUGUCUGUAGAAAAAGGAGCGUGGACGAAAUUUACCAAUCACUGCUGAUUUUGUUGAUGGCAUUGUGGACAUUGGUUUUAUCAAAUAUGAACAUCAUCUUUGAAUCUAACUCGAGGAUAAACACCUGGUGCUAGACCAUAUUGUAAGGACCCUUUCACCUUACUAAAUUGACUUUCUAUUUGAAAGCAUUAAUAGAUUCACCUUAACAAAUGGUUCAUCAUUCCUGUUUAUUUUAAAAUGUUUAUCUGGGACCAGCGUUAGAUUUUUUUUUUUUAUGUAAUUGUAUUAUUGUUGUUAGCUGAUGAGAUGAGGGGCUAAGAAUAUGGCAUUGUAUGAUACCGAGCUGCUCUUGUCGGGCUUGUUAUUCUCAGUACAAUAAUAUAUAUUUUAUAUAUUAGCUUCUCAUUGUCAUGAA
Messenger RNA from Gossypium raimondii (Peruvian cotton), 1213 nucleotides. RefSeq lists its product as uncharacterized. Bases 177 to 674 code for a protein of 165 amino acids. The record is from RefSeq and is a predicted model, not a curated record. NCBI's taxonomy places the organism in Eukaryota, Viridiplantae, Streptophyta, Magnoliopsida, Malvales, Malvaceae. The transcript has 6 exons.